AUGAAGGAAAGAGAGAGGAAUGGGUGGCUUGAGUGUUUUUCCGGCAACUUGAUAGAGGCACUGUCAAGUGUUAGAACAGUGAGAGGAGAAGCUUGCUCUCUGGGUAGUUUCCGGCUGCUUGACGAAAACUUUGUCAAGCUUCGGAACAGUUUACCAAAAGGGAAAAUAGGGAGAGAUGGAAGGAUGGGCCUCAAAAUUGCAGAGGUUUCAGAGCUAAUGGGCUGGGCUGCUGCAAAAGGCAGACUGAGGAGAUUGCCCCUUUUUGUUUAG
This is a messenger RNA of Prunus armeniaca (apricot), 270 nucleotides long. Lineage: Eukaryota; Viridiplantae; Streptophyta; Magnoliopsida; Rosales; Rosaceae. The record is from the annotation of a GenBank genome assembly.